CUCGUGACCAAAUAUCGCAUCAGAGCACGAGAGCCAUUGUCCGACAGUGAGUGUUACCCCCGCGUGCAUGAACGUUUUAGCCAUCGGGAGUUUUGCUACAGCGCGAACAACUAUGCUCAAGCUCUGCCAGACUGGAUGGAAUGGAAAGUGCCCGUGAACAUCAAUUUUCAAGUCUUGCCACAAAUGUUUAAAAGGAUCUAGAUCUGGACUUGGACUAGGCCAUCCUUACACAAGAAUAUGCUUUGAUCUAAAGCACUGCAUAGUAGAUGUAUGUUCCAGGUGGUUGUCCUGCUGUGCGUUUGGAGUGACUUUAACCUUCACCGCAAGUGUCUGCCUCAGUCCCUUGGUCUUCAUGAGGAUGUUUGUUCACUAAUGGUCUCUAACAAACGUCUGAAGCCUUCACAGAACAGUUUCAUUUAUAAACAGGCUGACUAUAAUCACUAAUUAGGUGGCCAAAGAAGGCAAUUGGUUACAAAGGAUUUAGUUUGGCCUAUUAGAGGGAAAAAAAAUAUUAUUUUUUUUAUAAUAAUUUCAAUAAUAAAAAAAUAUUAUUUUCAACUGCUUACAAUUGAUUUAUUGCUAUAAACAAAAUAGAACACAGCGUGUCAUUCUAACAACACAUAUUUUCUCAGUUUUCUGUUGUGGUGCAGGUGACCAAUAGGUGGCACUGUAUAUUUUACUGCAAUUUCACUUUAAACUACAUAAAGGGACCCCCCCCCCCCAAAAAAAAAAAACCAACAAAAAAAAAAACAAGAUAUCUCUUGUUGAAACAAGAGAUAUCUUAUUAAUCCAUCUGUUUAGACAGAGCAGGGUUUUAAAAUAAAUAUAAAAACCCUGUAUUAGUUCUUCCACAGGUCCAAAUUCUUCCCUUUACCUUGGAUGCAUGACUGUGAUUAGCCUGUAUUAAGCAAAGGAAAGGCCAGCAGUCUUCUAUUAGUCGUCCUGGAUCCAUUUGUUCAGUUUUAAUUCAGGACUCAGCGGUCAGACAGGGCACCUUUUGUCUGAUAAAGUCGGACACAUAACCAGGAGAAUUACAGGAGAAUUAAAGUCAUGCACAGCCUGUGAAGAGCUGGGGGAUUGUCUCUGGCUCGUCUGCUUCACAAUUCAACCCACAUCAUGAUCCAAGCAGCGAGCUGUUGAAAGCUAUAAGAAGCUCUGUGGUACGCUAUGGAGAGCUGGCAGUGUGUGCUGCUGCUGACUGCAAUAACUUUAAGGCCUUGCUCUGCAGACGGGAGGAAAACUGAUGAUGGCAAUGACCCCGUCAGCUUCCUGAGAAAUAUUUACAGCGGGCUGCUGGUGAGAGCUGAGCCGUUCCUCAGGGACUCUGAGCUUAAAGAGCUGAGGCGCCCACUGGACCUUGCAGUCAUACGGCAAACUAAGGACAAACAGCUCAGUCAGGCUGAUGGACCAGUGGUGUUUACCAAAAACGGACGGAUCAAGGGGGUUACCGUGGAGAAGGCCCAUAUAUUCUACGGGGUACCCUAUGCAGACCCUCCUGUUGGUGCCUAUCGCUGGAAGCCCCCUAGACCUGUGAGCCCUUGGUCUGGGGUUUAUGACGCCUCAUUCCCUCGGGCAGCAUGUAUGCAGGUCUGCAGUGGAUCCACCUCGGCCGAGUGUCCGAAGAAGGUCAGCGAGGACUGCCUCUACCUCAACAUCUUCGUCCCUCUCAGCCUCAACUUCACCUCCCCUCUGUUGCGCCCCCUGCCUGUCAUGGUGUGGAUCCAUGGGGGCGAUUUUAUUGCCGGCUCCGCCUCCAAGCCCAUGUAUGAUGGACGCUUCAUCAGUAACUUUACCCACACUGUUGUUGUGAACCUGGAGUACCGUUUGGGGGCGUUUGGAUUCCUCGUUUCGGGCAAAGAUCCUUUGUCCACUGCUACGGGGAACUAUGGGAUCCUGGACCAGCAGGCAGCUCUCUUCUGGGUGCAGCAGAACAUUGCAACAUUUGGGGGUGACCCCAGCAAGGUAACAAUAUUUGGAGAGAGUGCAGGUGCUCAGUCGGUGGGUCUUCACUUGUUGAUCCAAAGCAGCAAACCUCUGUUCAAACAAGCUGUCCUGCAGAGCCUGCCUUUCUCCAUCCCACUCAAGAGCAGACACGAUGCCCUGAGGCUGGGAAAGGACUUUGCUAAAGAAACCAACUGCUCUGUGAGCGACUUCAUCUGCCUGUUGUCUCUCACUCCGCAGGCCGUCCUGGCAGCACAGAUGAAAACAAGUUCUAAGAUCGUGAACCCGUUCAGGUUCCUGGAGGUUUUUGAGACAUGGGGCCCACACAUUGAUGGGGAGCUCAUUAAAGAGCAGGCUAUCACCGCCUUUCAGAAGGGCGACUGGCAAAAAGAGAAGGCAUUGCUGCUGGGAACAACCUCAGAAGAAGGAGUGCUGUUUGUGUAUGGAGUCUUCAACAAGCCAGUGUCUGUUGUGGAGGGCACCGUGUACAUCGCAGCCAUCUUUAAGCAACACGCUCUGAGGAUCCUACACAAGUACCUGCCUCUCUACAAAGAAGCUGACCGCAGGAAUAUGCUGACCCAGAUUGUUACCGAUUACGUCUUCUUGUGUCCGUCCAGGAGGUCAGCGCGUGCUGGCACGGCCGCAGGCAGUCAGGUAUGGCUGUACACGUUCGACCAUGUCGCCUCAGACCACAGGGUGUGGUCGGGACUCACAUUCUGCUACGAGCAUGUCUGCCACGGUGCCGAACUGCCCUUUCUUUUUGACUCGGCCCCGGUGGCUAACUACUCCCUGUCCCUGUCUGAAAAGCUGCUAUCUAACCGGAUGCUAUGCUACUGGGGGGCCUUCGCGCACACUGGUGACCCUUCCUCGAGGAUUCAGCAGACGGCUUUCUGUCGGGAGCAGCGUCUUCCCGCUUGGCCGCGCUACUCCGACACCAGCGGCUGGCUUGUCAUGAACCUGACGGUGCGGUCGCAUGCGCAAGUCGGAACCAGAAAUCAUAUAUGUGACUUUUGGGACCAGCUAGCCAUCUACUAGGAGAAAAUAGACUGGCCAUGUUGUGCAUUGUGAACAUUUUUAUUGCAAAGCUGUACAUCUUUCAAAACUGCUGAAGAAAACUAGACUUGUCCUAAAAACGAUGUGCAAGGUUUUUCAUCUUUUCUCUUGAACACUUAGGUUGUGAGCGUCACAUGAAUAUGAGAGAAGAACACUUGUUUUACCAUAACCAAUUCAGAGCCAGUUUUGGCAAGGUUGCUGUUCUAAAGUAACACCUUUUCAAUUAAGGGGGACAUUAGCAAUGUACAGUUCCAAAUAGGGCUGGACGAUAAUUCAAAAACAGUAUAUAUCGAUUUAUAGAUGUGUGGCUCAAUACAAAAAAAGGGGUCAAUAAAAAGUUCAAUAGAAGAACAGUUUUUCUUCAUUUUCCAUUCUAGCCCGUCAUGUAGGUUAAUACUAGUUAUUACAACCAAUUACAAAUACAGGCCCAGGAAUGCUCCUUUGCCAAGCUUCAAAGAGUUCAGAGGGCACGUGUUUUUUUAAUUUUUAAAGACUUAUGGUCUGUCUCAUUCCGCCUACUUCUACACUGGGAACACUUAGCUUUAAGUAUAUAGUGUAGAUAACACAAAAAGUCAGUGCACUGAAGGUACCCGGAUGACCCCCUAAAAACGGUCACAAAAUGCAGUGUGUAAUGAUGGACCCUACUCGCACUAAACGGACGGCAUCUUGACUACAAAGCGGAAAGGGAGGGACUAGGGACGUCGGGAAGAUGUUCCCAUUUUGAAAAUAAUGGCGGACAAUUCAGCCGAGACAGCCGGAGCUGCGACACCGCAAUCAUAUAAAUGUAAGUAAUGGUGGUAAUACGAGGCAUUGUACUCUCGUGUAAUGCAUCACUUACAUGUCCCUCACUGACAGAAGCUGAUAUAAUCAUUUGGCGAGUUAAUUACUGAUGUAUUUUCCACAUGCUGUGAGUGUUAACGAUUGGUUAAAGAACGCGUGUGUUUGUAAACAAACGCCGGCAUAUAUUUUUGGUGGGCUGAAAAUUUGCGUUCACGUGUGUUGCGUUCGUCACGUCAUCCCGUCAUUUCCGGUAAGCGUUUUAACAUAAGUUUUCCUUUUGGAACAAUACUAACGAUCGAAAAUGGGCACUACGGCAGUAAGUGGUCAGUGCACAUUAGCAGUGCACUGACGGAAGUAUUCGGAAUGAGACAGACCCUUACAGUUUUGGUAAAAAGUUUGUUGAACAAAGGGUUGUGAAUUCAGUGUUUUUUAUUUAAAAAAAAAGAGACAUUAAGCAGCAGAAUAAAAUUGCCAGGGCUGCACUAAAAAUAUGUUUUUGAAUUUUUUGAUUAUUGAAAUCGGUCAAUAUUUGUAUUUUAUCGAUAUGCUUUAAUUCUAUAUCGCCCAGUCCUAGUUCCAAAUGCUACCCAGUUUCUGCCCCCAAAACCUCUGUGGGCUGGUAGACAGUUAAAGAUAAAGAUUCUUCUUUCAACAUCACAGCGAAUCCAAGCAUGCAACCAAACCAGAAGAAACUUAAAGUUUCUUGGUUCACCUGAAGAGGGUUGUCUCUCACAAUCUGAGAGAU
Molecule: messenger RNA, 4519 nt
Organism: Fundulus heteroclitus (mummichog)
Lineage: Eukaryota; Metazoa; Chordata; Actinopteri; Cyprinodontiformes; Fundulidae
Product: cAMP-regulated D2 protein
Exons: 9
Coding region: 1168-2976 (602 amino acids)
Molecular function (GO): cholinesterase activity
Source: RefSeq, a predicted model, not a curated record